Molecule: messenger RNA, 708 nt
Organism: Micromonas commoda
Lineage: Eukaryota; Viridiplantae; Chlorophyta; Mamiellophyceae; Mamiellales; Mamiellaceae
Exons: 1
Biological process (GO): tetrahydrofolylpolyglutamate biosynthetic process
Cellular component (GO): cytoplasm; cytosol; mitochondrion
Molecular function (GO): tetrahydrofolylpolyglutamate synthase activity; ATP binding
Source: RefSeq, a predicted model, not a curated record
AAGAACUACGAGAAGACGGGUUUGCCCGACUUCAGACGGCUGGGGACGCUGAGCAGGACGAACGAGCAGUACGAAGACGCCGCGUACGACCUUCGGCGCGUCUACGACCUGUUACGCGCGCUGGGAGAGCCGCACCUGUGGGAGAAGACGGAGCACACCGGAGCGCGAUGGGGCCCGGGGUUCCAGACCAUCCACGUCGCGGGCACCAAGGGCAAGGGGAGCACCGUGGGCUUCCUCGCCGGCAUCCUUCGCGCGUCCGGGUAUAACACCGCGACGUACAAGUCGCCGCACGUGCACUCCGUCGCCGAGCGCAUCACGUGCGGGCCGAUCCCGCCCGACGCCGCGUACGACGAACGAGGCGCGCAUCUCGAUCCAACCACCAGACUCGCCACGCACGGGAAGAUCGACGCGGAAACCGCGCGGAUCAUCCUCGACGCGCAGGAUAAGGAGAAGGGUAAGCUGACGUACUUUGAGAUCCUCACCGUGUUGGCGAUGGUCAAGUUCAGGCAGCUCGGCGCGGAGAUGGCGGUGGUGGAGUGCGGCGUGGGCGGCGAGCACGACGCGACAAACAUCUUCACGCAGGAGUCCAUCGCCGCGGUGGUCAUAACCGCGAUUGGGAAGGACCACGUAGACGCGCUCGGCGGUACUCUCGGGCACAUCGUCCGCGCCAAGUGCGGUAUCGUGCAGAUGCACAGGCCCACGUUCGUG